Messenger RNA from Gossypium arboreum, 1035 nucleotides. RefSeq names its product dehydration-responsive element-binding protein 2A-like. Gene Ontology annotation, molecular function: transcription cis-regulatory region binding; DNA-binding transcription factor activity. The transcript has a single exon. Gene Ontology annotation, cellular component: nucleus. Gene Ontology annotation, biological process: response to stress; positive regulation of DNA-templated transcription. Lineage: Eukaryota; Viridiplantae; Streptophyta; Magnoliopsida; Malvales; Malvaceae. The coding region runs from base 247 to 951 and encodes 234 amino acids. The record is from RefSeq and is a predicted model, not a curated record.
CUCAGUUCUCAGAGUGUCAAAGAUCUUUCCUGCUCUCCAAGAUUUCACUUUCAAGAAAAACGUUCACGAAAGCAAAAAAAAAAAUUCCUUAAAUUCAUCAAAACCCAGUUUAAAACUAAGCUUUGUUCAUUGUUUUUCGUUCGUUUUUGUUCUCUCUUUUUGAGCUUGUUUGUUUUGGUUAGCCCCUGUUAUUGUUUCUGGAGAUUUCUGGGGUUUUCUCGUUUGAAAUUUUUGGGAAAUUUUGGUAUGGGUUUUAAGGAUAAUCAAAACCCAGAGAUGGGUUCGUCUUUGUUUCCGGUUUCUUCACGUAAAAGGAAGAGACGGGACGGGUUAUCAGUGGCGGAUACUUUGAAGUUAUGGAGUGAGAACUCGGAGGCCAAACAAUCACGUAAAGCGCCGGCGAAGGGUUCCAAGAAAGGGUGCAUGAAGGGUAAAGGCGGGCCGCAGAACCAGAACUGUAACUACAGAGGCGUACGGCAGCGUACAUGGGGUAAGUGGGUAGCGGAAAUCCGCGCUCCGAAUAAAGGGAAACGUCUCUGGCUCGGCACUUUCCCUACUGCCGUCGAAGCUGCUUCGGCUUACGACGAAGCCGCCAAAGCCAUGUACGGUGCCAAAGCGAUCCUUAACAUGCCUCAGGGUUCCGAUUCGGACUCAGUCGCCACUCCUUCACAUGGGUUUUCUCAGGCUACAACUACAACAACGGCCACUUGCGGUGGCUCUGAGUCCGCUAUGGAUGGUCCUGUUGAUUCUGAAGCGCCGUCGACAAGUGGUGCAAUGGAUAUGAAAGGUGAAGGUGGUGAGGUUAAUAGAAGAGGGGAUGAUACAGAUUAUAGCUGGCUUGAAGGAUUGGAAUCGUUGCAGUUCUUCGAUGACAUUCCAAUGGAUUAUGUAGGGAAUAAUAGUGUGUGGGAUAAUUGUGAGCUUUUUGAUAUUGAUGAGUUCCUUGCUUGACUUGUACGUUACAACAUUUUACAUGUUACAGAUUUUGUACCCUUGUUUUUAAGUGAAAUUAUAGUCAGAAAAGAAUGUUUAAAA